Acanthoscelides obtectus is the source of this 1707-nucleotide messenger RNA. The record is from the annotation of a GenBank genome assembly. NCBI's taxonomy places the organism in Eukaryota, Metazoa, Arthropoda, Insecta, Coleoptera, Chrysomelidae.
AUGGCCGAGAGUCCAACUCCAGGCCCUUCGGCACCGAAGCGGCUUAGAAUUAAGAAUCCCAAAGUUCUUACUGAAGAUGAACUGCGUGCAUUAGCAUACUUAUCAAGCUCGAGUGAUGAAGAGCCAUUUCCGGACUCAGGCAGCGACUGGAGUGGCGCAUCUGGAAUAUCCGACGAACGCCAAGAUGCAAUGUCUACUGCCUCUCAAAGCGAUAUGGAGCUGUUGGAUGAUGUGGCAAAUGAACAACAGUUAGUAUGGAUAGAAUACCCCCCAAAUCUUAGGCAAAUUGAGUUUACUGGAAAGCAACAAUUAAAUGUACCAAUACCUGGUGAAGGGAAACCUAUUGAUUUUUUUUUACUCCUGGCUGAUGACGAGUUCUUUGAAAUUUUAGUGCAACAAACGAAUAUUUACGCAGAACACGUGCUACUAAACGAAUCGUCUGGACCCAACUCUAGGAUUAGUCGAUGGAAACCUAUAGACAAAGAAGAAAUGACUAUGUUCUUGGGGUUGACAAUUUUUAUGGGAAUUCUUCAAUUACCUAGAUUGCGAGACUACUGGCGUACCAAUCGUUUUCUCAAUUUGCCCAUCAGAAAAUAUAUGAGCAGAGACCGAUACUUAAUUAUUUUGCGGUGCUUACACUUUGUAGAAAAUUCUCAAGAUUUGAAAAGUGGCAGGCUAUACAAAGUUCGGCCAUUGCUCAACUUUUUCAACAAUAAAAUGGAAUCGGUUUAUUCCCCAGGCAAGAACCUUUCAAUAGAUGAAUCGAUGCUUUUAUGGCGCGGUCGCCUUGCGUUCCGACAAUACAUAAAAAAUAAAAAACACAAGUACGGCAUUAAAUUUUAUUUGCUCACCGAGUCAAAUGGCAUUGUUUUAAAUAUGCAAAUAUAUACUGGGGUACUUGAUGAUUUAGGUGGUAAAGGACAUGCUGCUAAUGUGGUCCUGCAUCUUAUGAGAAAUUACUGGAAUAAGGGAUACAGCCUAUACAUGGAUAAUUAUUACAAUUCUGUAACCCUUGCCAGACAACUGUUAGAGAAAAAUACGUACUGCACGGGUACUUUGCGGGCGGGAAGAAAGGAAACUCCAGAAGAUGUAAGUAAGGCGAAACUAAAGCCUGGCGAAUCCGUUCAUCGAUAUGGAGGAAGUGUGUGUGUAGGUAAAUGGAAGGAUAAACGGGAGGUACUCUAUAUUACUACGGAGCAUGAAAAUACAAUGGAAGAAGCUUUGUCUAGAUUUGGCACCAAUAAAAUUAAACCAGCCCCAAUCAUGCAAUACAACAAAUAUAUGUCGGGUAUAGACUUACAAGAUCAAUUGCAGUCCUACUAUCCUUCCCAUCGUAAAACCAUACGAUGGUACAAAAAAGUAGGAAUUCAUAUUAUAGAGACCAUGUUAUAUAAUUCCUAUAUGUUAUACGAAAAAUAUUCUAAACCAAAGAUGUCGUUCCUAGAGUACCGUGAAUCAGUAGUUCAUGCAAUGGUACCAGAAAUUAAAGCCAAAGAGAAGCCAGGUCCAUCCACAGAAAACCCAGGGUUUCAACAUGGUCCAUCCAAACUAGAAAAAGGCACAGGUGAUAGAAGACUGCGCAAAAAAUGUCGAUGGUGUUCAAAACGUGGAGUUCGUAAAGAUACAAGCUUUUGUUGUAAGAGUUGCCCGGAACUACCCGGACUGUGUUUAGAUCCUUGCUUUAAGGAAUAUCAUAAUAAUCUGUAA